Messenger RNA from Colletotrichum higginsianum IMI 349063, 849 nucleotides. Its product is annotated as reverse transcriptase. Bases 1 to 849 code for a protein of 282 amino acids. The transcript is spliced from 3 exons. The record is from RefSeq and is a predicted model, not a curated record. Lineage: Eukaryota; Fungi; Ascomycota; Sordariomycetes; Glomerellales; Glomerellaceae.
AUGUACCUCCAAGAAAAGGCCAUGGCUCACCGGGCUCGUAAUUACGAGUCCGACGACUACGAGCUCCUGCGCAGAAAGACCGAAAGGUUCCCGCACAAGGCCACGCUGAAUUGUUUCAAGCGGCAUCCCCUGUUAGAGCUCUACGAGGCUGCCGGCAGUCUCCGGGAUUGUGCGAAAGCCUGGUGGCUGGACCAAAAUGAUACGGUGUUCUGGGAAAAUCCAGUCAGCCAAGGUGAGGCCAUAACCAAGUACAUGAAAAGGCAGGCUUUGCUGCUCUGCAGAGAAUUGUGGGAAGAGUUCCAAAGCAACGAGAAAAAGUACUGGGAUACACGCAUUCGGAAGACAACUCUAGGCGUGCAGAGACGCCCUGUUGCGACCAUGGGCGACUGGGGACCUCGCAACCUCAAGCGCUACCGGGGCUUGAACCGGGCGCAGAGCACCAUUCUCAUACAGAUGCGGACCGGCUUCAUCGGCCUCAACUCUUUCCUGUAUCCCAAAGGGCUUGUCGACACACACAUGUGUCCUUGCAACCAAGAUGCCCACACAGUUGAGCACCUCUUGUUUGAUUGUCCCCUCCUAAGCAACGCUAGGAGGAACCUUCCCAUCAGGCAAUGGCUACUCGAACCGAUCGAGAUCCGCCGUCACCUGUCGCCGGGACUUCAGAUUCGCGGUUUUUGUGACCUGCUCGACGAGUUCCCAGGCACCGUUUCGACAUGGGCGAUUCACAACUUUGAACUCGCCCAGUUCGUAUGGACGGACCGAUACAUGAUGGACGGUAAUCAGCUCCUGGAGCUCGUUGAGGAGGUCGACAUGGUGAGUAAGAUGACCUGCGAUUUUGAGAUGUUCUAA